GGAAAUCUUUAGCCUAGGCCCGGGACAAGGCGCAAACGCAAGAUCGUGCAAGGGUCGAAAAUUGUCAGUUGCAGCUUUGCACCAUCUCUGGCAGCAGUUGUGCGUAAUCUCUAUUGCCAAACUGCAAUAAGGGAACAGAUAUUUAUUUUCUUGGAUUUUGUCACGAAUUGGCAACAAAAGAUAUUCAUCAUGGCCGACCGAAAAAGGGCCACCGACUACUUCAUAGACAUUGUUGUCUUUGCUGGCAUGACAGCAACCCUUUACCUCCUGACCAAGAACAUUCUAUCAUCGCUAUCGUCGACACUGGGCGACCCAGACAAGGAGAAGCACGAACAGGCGCGAUUAAGAGCAAAGGCAAACCUCCAGAGAUUACGAAAGAUACAAAACGGUGAUGGCACAGCAAAUGGAGAGGCCCAGGACGGUGAAGGUGGUCAGAGAAACGGCCCGGCCGUCGAGGAGCUGCAGCUAAACGAAUACGAAAACAUGAUUGCGAUGGACGUCGUUGCGCCAGAGGACAUCAAUGUUGGAUUCGAUGCUAUCGGUGGCCUGGAAGACAUUAUUGAGGAGGUCAAGGAGUCGGUCAUUUACCCUCUGACGAUGCCUCACCUAUACUCGCACGCUGCUCCACUUCUGUCCGCGCCAUCGGGUGUUCUUCUCUACGGGCCUCCUGGAUGCGGAAAGACAAUGCUUGCCAAGGCCGUUGCCCAUGAGAGCGGUGCAUCCUUCAUCAACCUACAUAUCUCGACCCUGACGGAGAAGUGGUAUGGAGACUCUAACAAGCUCGUCCGAGCUGUCUUCUCCCUGGCGCGGAAGCUUCAACCUGCUAUCAUAUUCAUUGAUGAGAUCGACGCCGUUCUGGGAACUCGCAGGAGUGGAGAGCACGAGGCCAGCGGCAUGGUCAAGGCAGAAUUUAUGACUCUCUGGGAUGGAUUGACAUCGGCGAAUGCGUCAGGUGUUCCCUCCAGGAUAAUGGUGCUGGGUGCGACGAAUCGAAUCAACGAUAUAGACGAGGCCAUUCUGAGGAGAAUGCCCAAAAAGUUCCCCGUACCAUUGCCCGGCACAGAACAACGCCGGCGCAUCUUGGAACUCAUUUUGGGUGAAACCAAGCGGGAUCCUGAGCACUUCGAUCUUGAAUAUAUUGCCGCAGUGACGGCGGGCAUGUCGGGCAGCGAAAUCAAAGACGCAUGCCGUGACGCGGCCAUGUCACCGAUGCGCGAGUUUAUUCGAACACAGCGUGCAGCCGGGACACCCAUGGCCAGCAUUGACCCCACUCAAGUCAGGGGAAUCCGUACUGAUGACUUUUUCUCAAGGAAGGGGGCUGGACCCCGGGUUCGAAGCAUGGGGGAGAACAAAAAGAGCACAGCGAAGCAAAAUUCUACCACAGAAAAGCAUGCUGAACGUGCAGAGGACAGCGAGUAUGAGGACGUCGAUGAAGAGCACACGAGACCGGUGUCGCCGGAUUAAACUCGUUGGUGCGAAGUCUAGUGUUGCUGGCUCCCGGUCUAUUAAUUUGACUGGGAUAUUUUUUCUCUUUUUUUCGGUAAUGUUUGUUUCCGUGACAUGAACAUAUAUAUAGACAGGCGACCGAGGUCACAUGAAGGCAUAAUUUUACACGAGUAAAUAUAAAUAAAUGUCAUUUCCGAGAA
Pyricularia oryzae 70-15 is the source of this 1646-nucleotide messenger RNA. Its product is annotated as ATPase family AAA domain-containing protein 1. The record is from RefSeq and is a predicted model, not a curated record. Gene Ontology annotation, molecular function: ATP binding; ATP hydrolysis activity. NCBI's taxonomy places the organism in Eukaryota, Fungi, Ascomycota, Sordariomycetes, Magnaporthales, Pyriculariaceae. The coding region runs from base 190 to 1464 and encodes 424 amino acids. Gene Ontology annotation, cellular component: mitochondrial outer membrane. The transcript is spliced from 4 exons.